Messenger RNA from Lasiosphaeria miniovina, 775 nucleotides. RefSeq names its product 40S ribosomal protein S14-like protein. NCBI's taxonomy places the organism in Eukaryota, Fungi, Ascomycota, Sordariomycetes, Sordariales, Lasiosphaeriaceae. Gene Ontology annotation, biological process: translation; ribosomal small subunit assembly. Bases 117 to 569 code for a protein of 150 amino acids. The record is from RefSeq and is a predicted model, not a curated record. Gene Ontology annotation, molecular function: structural constituent of ribosome. The transcript has 4 exons. Gene Ontology annotation, cellular component: ribosome; cytosolic small ribosomal subunit.
GGGCAAUACUUUUGCACCGCACGAGCUAGCCCCCUCGCAAAAUUUACGUGAAUAUACGGAGAUCUUUCAACAAACAACAUCGCCAACCCCCGUUAGAUCACCGGAUAACCGCCAACAUGCCUCCCAAGAAGACAGCCCGUCCCGCGCAGGAGAACAUCUCCCUGGGCCCCCAGGUCCGUGAGGGGGAGCUCGUUUUCGGUGUUGCCCGCAUUUUCGCUUCUUUCAAUGACACCUUCGUUCACGUUACCGAUCUCAGUGGCCGCGAAACCAUCUGCCGUGUUACCGGCGGCAUGAAGGUUAAGGCCGAUCGUGACGAGUCGUCUCCCUACGCCGCUAUGUUGGCUGCCCAGGACGUCGCUCUCCGCUGCAAGGAGCUGGGCAUCACUGCUCUCCACAUCAAGAUCCGCGCCACUGGCGGCAACGGCACCAAGACCCCUGGCCCCGGUGCCCAGUCCGCUCUCCGCGCUCUGGCCCGCUCCGGCAUGAAGAUUGGUCGCAUUGAGGACGUCACCCCUACACCGUCCGACUCGACCCGGCGGAAAGGUGGUCGCCGCGGUCGUCGUCUCUGAUACUGUGGCGAGUUAUGGGUAUGCGUAAGGAUGGAGUUGGUUCACAUCUGGUUUCCACUGUGGCGUUGACAAUUACGAGGAGAACGGCGUCGUAAUGCCUGGUCUCCACUUACUUCGACUUGUCACAUGUUGCUUAUGACACAUUUGUAGCAGAUGAAUAAAGAAUCACAAGCCGGUGCUAUCAACGUGGCCCGAACAAAAAAAAA